UCAGCCAUUUCCUAAACGGGUCCAGUGCUAGUGGGUGAGUUUGCAGUUACAGGAGGAGGACGGACCCAGCUGGCCUCGCCUUCUCCAGGCUAGGAUUAGCAGACGACAGUGUUCUCCUGUGAGGACGGUGCUCAGGUGGAUGAAAGCCUGUCUAACGGGCCCGUCAGCUCAGAAAACACCGCUUGGACAGGAGCAGCUGGAGGCUUGGCUUUGCAGCAGGAGCAGCCAUGGCGUUGAAGAUCGUUAAAGGCAGCAUCGAUCGGAUGUUCGAUAAAAACCUUCAGGACUUAGUACGUGGCAUUCGGAACCACAAAGAAGACGAGGCCAAAUACAUCUCCACAUGCAUCGAUGAGAUCAAGCAGGAGCUCAAACAGGACAACAUUGCCGUCAAAGCCAAUGCAGUGUGCAAGCUCACCUACUUGCAGAUGCUUGGUUAUGAUGUCAGUUGGGCUGCAUUCAACAUUGUUGAGGUGAUGAGCUCUUCCAAAUUCACCUACAAGCGAAUUGGUUACCUGGCUGCCUCACAGUGCUUUCAUGAAGGCACUGAUGUCAUCAUGCUGACAACCAACCAGAUUCGCAAGGAUCUCAGCAGUCCAAAUCAGUAUGACACUGGUGUAGCGCUGACUGGCCUCUCCUGCUUUGUGACCCCUGACCUGGCCCGUGACCUGGCCAAUGAUAUUAUGACUUUGAUGUCCCACACUAAGCCAUACAUUAGGAAGAAGGCUGUGCUUAUCAUGUAUAAAGUAUUCCUAAAGUACCCUGAAUCCCUGCGUCCUGCCUUCCCCCGUCUCAAAGAGAAACUUGAGGACCCUGACCCAGGUGUGCAGUCAGCAGCAGUUAACGUCAUCUGCGAGUUAGCCAGAAGAAACCCCAAGAACUACCUGUCCUUGGCGCCCCUUUUCUUUAAGCUGAUGACUUCCUCCACCAAUAAUUGGGUCCUCAUCAAGAUCAUCAAACUUUUUGGAGCCCUCACCCCUCUGGAGCCUCGUUUAGGAAAGAAGCUGAUUGAGCCCUUAACUAACCUCAUCCACAGUACCUCGGCCAUGUCCCUGCUGUAUGAGUGUGUAAACACAGUGAUAGCAGUGUUGAUUUCUCUGUCCUCUGGGAUGCCUAACCACAGUGCUAGCAUUCAGCUCUGUGUGCAGAAACUGCGAAUCCUGAUCGAAGACUCGGACCAGAACUUGAAGUACUUGGGUCUGCUGGCUAUGUCCAAGAUCCUUAAGACACACCCGAAGUCUGUACAGUCACACAAGGACCUGAUCCUGCAGUGUCUGGAUGACAAGGACGAGUCCAUCCGACUGAGGGCUCUGGAUCUUCUCUAUGGCAUGGUCUCUAAGAAGAACCUGAUGGAGAUUGUAAAGAAGCUGAUGCUGCAUGUCGAUAAGGCUGAAGGCACCACAUAUAGGGAUGAGCUGCUAACCAAGAUAAUUGACAUUUGCAGCCAGAGCAACUACCAGUACAUCACUAACUUUGAGUGGUACAUUAGCAUUCUGGUGGAGCUAACACGACUUGAGGGCACCCGGCAUGGUCAUCUCAUUGCCUCUCAGAUGCUGGAUGUGGCCAUCCGCGUGAAGGCCAUUCGAGCAUUCGCUGUGGCUCAGAUGGCGAUGCUGCUGGAUAAUGCACACCUGCUGACAGGCAACAUGCAACGCAAUGGCAUUUGCGAGGUCCUCUAUGCUGCUGCUUGGAUCUGCGGGGAAUUCUCCGAACACCUGGAGGACCCCAUGCAGACACUGGAGGCCAUGUUGCGGCCCAAAGUGGCAACCCUGCCGGGCCACAUCCAGGCUGUGUAUGUGCAGAACGCUGCAAAGCUGUUUGCAACAUUACUGCAGAAACAUGAGGGGACAGAAGACCGCCAGGUUGCCCAGGAGGCUAGCCAACUGCUCAUUGAGAGGCUGCCGCUGUUCGUCCAGAGUGCUAACCUGGAAGUGCAGGAGAGGGCAUCAUGUAUUCUACAGCUGGUGAAAUACAUUCAGAAGCUGCAGCAGAAGGAUGUGGAAGUAGCUGAGGAGGUAUCUGCCCUGUUUGCAGGAGAACUUAACCCUGUGGCUCCUAAAGCUCAGAAGAAAGUGCCUGUGCCUGAAGGACUGGAUCUGGAUGCCUGGAUCAAUGAACCUCCAUCUGAAAGCGAGUCUGAGGAUGAGAAGCCCAAGACUUUGUUUGCUAAAGAGGAGCCCAAGCACACUCGACCUCGCCACACUGAAGUGGAUGAGAAAGAGUUGGCAAGGAGAAGGGAAGCCAGGAAGCAGGAACAAGCCAACAACCCCUUCUACAUCAAGUCCUCCCCAUCCACUCAGAAGGUGUAUCAGGACACGCCAGGUGUAGAGCACAUUCCAGUGGUACAGAUUGACCUCAGUGUGCCACUCAAAGUCCCAGGGAUGCCCAUGUCUGACCAGUACGUGAAGCUGGAGGAGGAGCGUCGGCAGAAGGAGAAGGCGGAGAAGAAGAAGGAGAAAAAGAAGAAGAAAGAGAAGCGGGGGAAGGGGAAAAGACGUGACUCGGGCCCUGAGAGUGAGGAAGACAUCACGCCUGCUCACCAGGUGGACAUAGUCACUGAGGAGAUGCCAGAGAAUGCCUUACCGAGCGAUGAUGACGACAAAGACCCCAAUGAUCCACACAAAGCUCUGGACAUUGAUUUAGACAAGCCCCUGGCAGACAGUGAGAAGCUGCCAGUGAGGACACACCGCCCUGAGGCGGUUAAGAGCCCUGGGGCAGAUGAAGAUGGAGAGAGUAUCCAACAAGAGCCUAAGAAGAGGAGCAGCAAGGAGAAGAGAGAGAAGAAGAAGGACAAGGAUAAGGACAGGAAGAAGAGCAAAGAGGAAGAGAAAAAGAAAAAGAAGAAGAAACACAAAAAUGAUGUGGAGGAAGAGCCAGUGGAGCCUCACUCAGAAAACCCAGUGCAAUCAGAAGAGACCGGUGAGGUGGCAGUGCCACCUACUUCCACAUCUGCUGAGGUCUCCGAUUUGGAUUUCUGGCUCUCUAGUGCUCCUGUUCCCCCACCUGCCAAGGAGGUAGCAGUUCCACCACCGGCCCCAGCUUCUGAGACGAGCGUAGCUGCAGCCCCAGACUCUGAAUCGGAUGAGCCCAAAGAUGAAGAACUUGAAGAGGUGAAAUUGUCUAAACAUAAGAAGAAAAAGCAGAAGAAAGAAAAGGAUGAGAAGAAGAAGAAAAAACGCCAUCACCAUCACCACCACACUGAGGGAGACGGGAGGGAUUCGGUACAGAAUGGCACCGUGGAAGAAGAGGAGCCUCUACCGCCCAUGUCAAACUACUGUCUCCUAGCUGAAAACACGUACAUUAAAAUGGUGUACGAUAUUCAGGGAAAUUUACAGGAUGGCAGUCAGGUCGUGGUGUCCGUCAUUUUUGAGAACAAGAGCAACAGUUUCCUGAAGUCGAUGGAGUUCAAUGUGCUGGACUCCCUCAAUUCAAAACUCCAGCGGCCGGAUGGAGCAGGACCCCAUGAUGGGCUCGUCGUGCCCUUCCAACUGCCACCAGGGGUAUCAAAUGAGGCCCGUUUCGUGUUUUCUGUGCAGAGCAUCGUCAUGCCUCAGAAACUGAAGGGAACCCUCACCUUCAUAGUAAAGUCGGAAGAUUCCUCAACUCAUGAGAAACUGGACUUCAAACUGCACUUUACCUGUACAUCAUACCUAAUCACAACUCCAUGCUACAGUGAUGCGUACGCUAAGCUGCUGGAGUCCGGGGACCUCAAGAGCAGCUGUCUGAAGCUGGAGGGAGUUAACAUGCCUUUCCACCACCUGUUGGCUAGAAUCUGCUUCCAUCACCAUUUCUCUGUUGUGGAGAGGAUCGACUCCUGUGCCUCCAUGUAUAGCAGGUCAAUCCAGGGUCACCAUGUCUGUUUGCUGGUCAAAACCGCUGAUAAGACAGUCUCCAUUGAUGCUAAAUGUGAUGAGCCGUCGCUGCUGGGGAACGUGCUGGAAGAGAUAAAGCAGACCUUCUCACAAUGCUGAUUGUGUCCGAGACCAACGGUGCCCUUGACCUCCCGCUCCCAUGUCCCUCUUGCUGAAUCUGACACUCAGAAUCCAAUCACAAACACUGAGGCUGGUUUCCCCUCGUCUCUACCGACCUUUAUAUUUAUUGGAACUCUUGAUUCGGUUUAACUUUCUCUCUCUUGCCUCUGUUUUUGUUCUCGUCUGCUUGCGUGUCAGCCUCGGUCUGAUGUUCAAUCUCGCUAGCCUCGCCGCCACAUUCUGCUCUCCCAUUGUCUUAAUAGUCCAUCUCUCCGUUUAUUAACUGGAUUUAUUUGUUUGAAUGUUGGUUGAGAAUUUUUCUUUUUGUAUUGUUGCAUUUUGUUUGCUUUCUUCCAUUUCAGUGUUUUUCUGUCUUUUUGUUUUAAUCUUUUGAAAUGAACUUGAGUUUAGUGUCUUCCUCCUCAGUCUGUCUGCGUGUUUUUUUUUUGUUUUUUUUUUAUGCUUCAAGCCCCGCCCACCUUUUCUCCAAGCUGCCAACCUAAAUUUUAAUUUUACACCAUCACGAGCCCUGGAAACAUGGUUCCAAAAGUGUGCUAUCUGAAAAUCUGGCUGGUUUUGGAAACCACAUUUCAAUUUGCUUGGACUUAUCAACAAAACCAACUAUCUAAUGGCGGUGCCUUUUUUUUUUUUUUUUUUUUUUUUUUUUAAAUAAUGGAUGACCGAUCGAGAUGUCUACUCUUCUCUCUUCACACUGACAGAAUAAAUCAAACCCCACACUCUUACACUUGUUAGAUUUCCAUGUUAAUAUAAAGCACACUAAAAGAUGCUUUUGAGGUUUGCAAGUGAUGAACAGUAUAAAUUAACACAUGGGAGAAUUAUUUAAUGUCAUUACUCCUGCUUGCUGCUUGUUUAACAUGACAUAAACCAGAUAAAUGUCUCUUUUAGAAGAUCCCACACACAUUAUGAAGGAUUUUGAACUCUAACAAAUCAGUGACCAAACCAAAAGUAUCAGAUGAAAUCAUUUCUUCAGUCAGUAUUGUACUUGGUGAUAUAUCUCUCUCUCUCUGUUUAUGAUAAGCUGCAGAUCUUUUUGUGCCCUCCACGUCACUACCUGCAUCACUUUUACUUCCUGUAAACUUGAAUGCCAGACUCAUGCCUGUUUUUGUCUGUUCUCCUGCAGCAGUUGUGUUCACUUGGCAAUUGUGCAGAGUUGCAUUUCCCUUCCAUAUACCUUUCCCACUCAAAUGUACUGACUAAAUAACUUGCUCGAGUGCAAGUCCUAGUUUUGUGCAUCUGGUCUAGCACUCCGUAGCACAAGAAGCAGGAGGCCCUAAAAUAAAGAUUUGUUGCUCUGUUUGAUUGGAGCGCGUUAUUCAGCCGUUAAAUGACUGACUAGCCAAUGGUUUCGGGCAAAAAGCUUCUAAUACAGCUGAAAGCAAAUGCCGGCCAGUAAGAUCCAGGCUGUGGCAUGUCUCUCUCCCCCACCCCAAAAAAGUGCAGAUUUCUAUAAUCACAGGCAUGUGAUCAGUGGACAUGUCUGAAUGAUAAGUGUAAUAUACGAACAUGGGUGAAACCAUAACAUACAGAGAAGCAACUGUAUUUUUUUAAAAGGAGACAGAUUUUGUCAGUUAAUUUCAAAUUUAUCUUGCAUGAGGUUUUUUUUUUUUUUUUUGGUCUGUCUGAGGACAUGCGUACAGCCAUCCCUGGCAUUUACCUUGUUGCAUUUCCUGGUUUUAUUUUAUAUAAAAAUAUAUAAUACAGUAUAUUAAGUGUAAAUUGGCUUCAUCAUACUACACUUUGGAUUGUAUAAUAUAUUUUUAUCUGUUAAGAGUACAUACAGUUUAGAAAAAUCUUGGAAUGGUUUUAAACCCUUAAAUUUUGCAUUAUCAUAUUAGAAGGCCGGGUUUUGUUGAUGUUAAGGCGCUGAGAUAGGGUGUAACCAGCUCAUAAAAGCAGCCCAUGUACUGACACCCCCCCACCCCUCCAGACCGAUUUCCCUGAUCAACUGUAGCGCAAAUCUUGCUGGAUUUUUGCUUGUAUCACUCAAUGUACUCUCAGUGCUCUUUGUUGGAAGGUACUGAGUCCUUCAACUAUGUAUUUUCUGACUGUAUGAUGUAAUAUAAUGUUUCAAGAAUAAAUGAGAAUGACCAGUGAUUUUGUUCUUUACAUUCCCUUUAAUUGAGAGGUUUACCCAGCAGAAUUAGGAUAGACUUGGGCUGCUGUAGUUUUUUGUUGUGUGAAGGUGGUGUACCAAUAAAUUCCCACUUCUUCUGAA
Molecule: messenger RNA, 6204 nt
Organism: Neoarius graeffei (lesser salmon catfish)
Lineage: Eukaryota; Metazoa; Chordata; Actinopteri; Siluriformes; Ariidae
Gene: ap3d1
Product: adaptor related protein complex 3 subunit delta 1
Exons: 33
Coding region: 228-3968 (1246 amino acids)
Biological process (GO): synaptic vesicle budding from endosome; synaptic vesicle membrane organization; anterograde synaptic vesicle transport
Cellular component (GO): AP-3 adaptor complex; presynaptic endosome; endosome membrane
Source: RefSeq, a predicted model, not a curated record